AGUUGUUGAAUGGCCAUUAUUAUCAUUGCCCCUGCUCGUUUCUGCAGGCAAGAAUUCCACUUAUUUCUCCUCACCCAAGAAUUGCAGGGCCGGCUGCGUCAUCAUGAUCAUGAUCUCACUAUUCUGAUCAUCUUAUUGAUAUUACCCAUCCAAUCUCAAGUAGUACUCUUGGAGAGAAGAUUGUUGAAAGGUGAUUCUCUUCCCCCUGCACUAGCUACGCCUGCAGCCAACAAGAUUUCAGAAAGAAAAUGCAUGCGAGGACCGAGCAUUGGCAGUACGAAUACAAACAGAAACGUCAUUGGAUCCAUGAUUAGCAGUGGGCACAAAGUUGACACUCCAAUCAAGGCUGGACCCAAUUGGGCCAGCAAGAAUGGAUCACAGACUGGGGCUAUCCGGCCAGCUACUUAACUGGCCCAGGCUCAUCAAUUUCACAACUUGUUGUAAAAGAAUAUGGCACUGAGGAUAGUACCCCUUGCACAAGUAGGUUAAUUUAGCAUAAAAUUUAAAAAUAAUCACAAGAUGAAGAUCACGUUAACGAUUAUCUGAGAAAGAUGACUUCCGAUAUUACAAAAAUGAUAAAGAUUGAGGCUUUGUAAAAGGCUCAUACGUACCCAAUCUUACUAGCUGUAUAUAUAAUUGGACCUCGUUUGUCAAUCAUGUUCAUGUCAUUCAUAAUCUGAGUUCAUUUCCACCCUUACAUCA
Messenger RNA from Carya illinoinensis, 702 nucleotides. RefSeq lists its product as uncharacterized. The transcript has 2 exons. The record is from RefSeq and is a predicted model, not a curated record. NCBI's taxonomy places the organism in Eukaryota, Viridiplantae, Streptophyta, Magnoliopsida, Fagales, Juglandaceae. The coding region runs from base 10 to 408 and encodes 132 amino acids.